CCUUCCUUUUAUGACGUAGUAGACCCAGUAGAUUUUGAAAGCUUCCUAAUGACGCAGCAGAACAACUUGGAUUCAGAACUAGCACAAGAACUUGGGGACUUUCCUGAAGAUGACCUGGACGUUGUCUUUACACCCAAAGAGUGCAGGACUUUGCAACCUUCUAUGCCAGAGGAUGGGGUCGAACUGGACUCACAUGUCAGAGACUGUGUUCAGACAUACAUCCGUGAGUGGCUGAUUGUGAAUCGAAAAAACCAAGGGAAUUCAGAUACUUGUAGCCUGAAAAACAAGGGAUCCCGAAAAGAUUUUCACAAGACGCUUCAAAAACAAACAUUUGAAUCAGAAACAUUGGAUUCUGGCGAUGCAAAUUUCCAGGUGGGGCCUCAACAUGUCCAUGUGUUGCCUGAGGAGGCCUCAAGGACAACCCUCACCUCCUCUGACUUUGAGCUACGCAGCCUGCAGCCGGACCCCCGCCUGGAGAACCUGCUGCGGCACGUCAGUGCGGAGGACUUUGAGAGGCAGAACGAGGAGGCGCGGCGCACCAACAGGCACCCCGAGCUCCUCGCCCUCUACCCCUCUGUGGAUGAGGAAGAUGCAGUGGAGAUACGACCCGUACCGGAUCGUCCAAAGGAGCAUCUGGGCAACAGGAUUUUGGUGAAGCUGCAAACUCUGAAGUUUGACAUAGAGAUUGAACCUUUGUUUGCAUGCAUAGCUCUGUACGACAUAAAGGAAAGAAAAAAGAUCUCAGAAAAUUUUCAUUGUGACCUCAACCCUGAUUCAUUAAGAGGAUUCUUGCGUUCUCAUACAUCUUCCAUUGACUUGUCUACUCAGGCAAGAUCGGCAGUAUUUUCUGUAACUUACCCCUCAUCAGAUAUUUACCUGGUAAUAAAGAUUGAAAAAGUGCUUCAGCAAGGGGAAAUCACAGACUGUGCAGAACCCUAUAUGGUUCUUAAAGAAAGUGAGACUGGCAAGACAAAAGAAAAGAUUGAAAAACUGAAAGCACAAGCUGAAUCCUUUUGUCAGCGGUUGGGGAAAUACAGAAUGCCAUUUGCUUGGAUUCCCAUAAGCCUAACUAAUUUCUUCAACCUUUCAACACUUGAACGAGAAAUACCUGAGGCCGAAGGUUUGAAUGGGAAAGGAUCCACUAGUGAAAAGAAGGCAACACUGCUGCAGGCAAGAAGACCUUCUGAGAGAGGUUUCAGCUCAGAGGACAGCUAUCCAGCAUCAAACUUCAAAACAAUCUCUCUGACCCUCAGCACCUUCUUUAAACAGGAAGGAGACAGGCUCAGUGAUGAAGAUCUCUUCAAAUUUUUAGCUGAUUUCAAAAGAUCAUCUUCCUUGCAAAGAAGAACUAAGACUUUACCAGGAACACUUAAACUGGAGAUUUCCCCAGCUCCAGAAAACCUUGGUUAUUGUCUGACACCAGAACUACUGCCAGUGAAGCCAUUUCCAGAAAACCGUAAUCGUCCUCACAAAGAGAUUUUGGAAUUCCCAAUUAGAGAAGUGUAUGUUCCCCAUACCAUUUAUAG
This is a messenger RNA of Acanthisitta chloris (rifleman), 1526 nucleotides long. RefSeq names its product dedicator of cytokinesis protein 8-like. The transcript is spliced from 12 exons. The annotation marks the transcript as partial. The record is from RefSeq and is a predicted model, not a curated record. Gene Ontology annotation, biological process: positive regulation of T cell migration; small GTPase-mediated signal transduction; positive regulation of establishment of T cell polarity. Gene Ontology annotation, molecular function: guanyl-nucleotide exchange factor activity. Gene Ontology annotation, cellular component: cell leading edge. Lineage: Eukaryota; Metazoa; Chordata; Aves; Passeriformes; Acanthisittidae.